AUGUGCUUCUUUUUUUGUCUUCUUCUGUCUCUCUUUCUGUCUCUCUGUCUCUCUGUGUCUCUCUGUCUCUCUGUCUCUCUGUCUCUCUGUCUCUCUCUCUCUGUCUCUCUGUCUCUCUGUCUCUCUGUCUCUCUGUCUCUCUCUCUCUCUCCCUCUCUCUCCCUCUCUCUCACCUCGUCCCCCGGAGAUUAUGUCCUCUCAUGCAGCGAGAAUGGCAAGGUGACGCACUACAAGCUCUCGGCCGAAGAGGGCAAGAUUCGUAUCGAUACACACCUCUUUGACAACCUGGAUGCUGCCAUCACCUUUUACAUGGAGCACGAGUUGGAAUACAGUUCGCUCAAACAGCCCCUGCAACGGCAAUCAUCAUGGCGCGAUGACGAGCUUGUCGCCACGGUCAUGUUCUCUGCAGAAGGGCUGUACAAGUUUGUCGGCCGCAAUGAAAACGAUUUACCCUUUGACAAGGGGGAGCUUCUCAAUGUCUUGCAGCUAACACAGGACAAUUGGUGGAUGGCCCAGAGUCAGAAAACGCUCAAGAUUGGCUACGUUCCCGUCAAUUAUGUCCGGGCGCUAGAGCAGCCAGCUGCCCCGCCACCGCGCCCUGCUCCACGUCCUGCCGAGGAGGAGUCUUCCAGGCUUGAGCGAACCGAAUCCCGUCGUACGCCGGCCAGCCACCAUCGACCCAAGGAACCCAUGCCGGCAGGUGCCGUCAUGACACGAGCUCCGGCUCGACAUCACCAAGAGGCAAAGGCACCCCCUGCACGGCCUCAGCCGACUGGGCCUUCUGCCGCGGGUCCGAUAGCCGCUGCUGCUCCGCCUCCACGUCCCAAAACAUCAAAGCCCACGACCGACUUUAGUGCGCUCAAGGCUCAACUGCAGGAGCCAAUUGUUUCCAAUCCCACGCCCACCUCGACGGCCCCAGAGCAGGCGGCUUUGCCCGCCGAAACCACGGCAGAAGUCUCAACACCAACGCAGCCGCUCGCAUCUGCUCCGCCCACUUCUACGGCCUCGCAUGAAGCGCCGGCAAGCUCUGCCGCACCCGCUACUCAGCACGGCGCAGGGUCAGAGGAUCACGCUACCGCUCCCGACUCGGAGCCUCCCAUCACUUUGGUCCGCGCCAUCACCGCCAUCAUCCCCAACGCCUAUGACAAUGAUGCCUUGGUCUUGGAGGAAAAUGAUUUGGUUCACGUGCUGGAUGGCGGCGAAGGCGCACUGGAGCGGGGCCGCGUUCUCAGAACUGGACAGAUCGGCUUGUAUCCCUUUGCAAAGACUGAGGAUAUUGAGAGCCACAACUACGAUGCCGAAGUGAAGGCAGCCGUCGCUGACUACCUGAAGCGGUUUCCAGAUGCAUGCUAG
Molecule: messenger RNA, 1353 nt
Organism: Monosiga brevicollis MX1
Lineage: Eukaryota; Choanoflagellata; Craspedida; Salpingoecidae
Exons: 4
Coding region: 1-1353 (450 amino acids)
Molecular function (GO): protein binding
Source: RefSeq, a predicted model, not a curated record